Lasiodiplodia theobromae is the source of this 2079-nucleotide messenger RNA. RefSeq names its product Splicing factor 1 isoform 1. Bases 1 to 2079 code for a protein of 692 amino acids. The record is from RefSeq and is a predicted model, not a curated record. NCBI's taxonomy places the organism in Eukaryota, Fungi, Ascomycota, Dothideomycetes, Botryosphaeriales, Botryosphaeriaceae. The transcript has 3 exons.
AUGCGCGCUUCGCUCAAGCACGCUCUCGCCCUGCUGCCGGCCCUCGCCGCAGCCGCAGUGCUCCCGCCAACACACCGCCCACACCAACGCUCGUCUUCGCCCGAUGACGUGAAGCCUGUCGUGCUCGAGCUCGAUGCUCAAAACGCUCAGGCAACGUUCAGCGUACCGUGCCAAGGCUGCCUUGGCGCCUCCGAUGACGAAUCGCUCGUUUUCGACUUCCAAGUCUUUCCCUCGGACCAGCCGUGCGGCGAAGCAAACAUCACUCUGAAUGGCCACCAACUGAUCCAGGAGUGGAAUGGAAUUCGCGCUGAAGGCAACGGCUCCAUCUCGAGUGCUAACAAGGCCACUGCCGAACAUGAGCCUGACCACGACAUUGCCUUAUCUUGGGAAACUGCCUGUCUGUUUGAAUCUCUUUCGGAACCCGACGCGAGCGAAUACGGAGACGAUGUCGCUCAACUCUUGACCGUGAACAUCCAGAAGGUCGACGAUAAGGCUGUCCGCCAUUCUGCUGGUUUCUCCGUCUCCUUUAAGCAAGCCGCUCGCAAGGUUGAGCUCCUGAGGCUUGCCACCAACCCCGUCCCCCUCCCCGACGCUCUUGACGGCCAGGACUGGCGCGACCCGCCCGCCGAUCUUAGGCUUGUGUCUGUCGACUUCGAAGACCUCCCCGAGGGCUUCUUCCACCAAAGCGCAUCCAUUGAGGACGAGAUUGAGAUCCUCCGUGAGCUCGAGGCCGAGGAGAAGCGGAUACAGGAGCGCAUCCGUGAACAGAAAGACGUCAUCCAACGGCACAUGAGAGAUCAUGCACACUCGCUAAAGGACGAAUUGAAGACUUGCGACAACCUUUCUUGCAUCUUCGGUGCUUUCCUCCACAAGGCUCACGGCGCUGUACGCGUUAUUUACAUCCACCUGCGCCCCGGUCCACACCAUCACGACGAAGAUAUGGACCGCCCGCAUUUCCCUUACCACCACGGUCAUCACGACCAAGCUUUCGCUGAAAUCGACGCUGUUCACGGCCCGCCUCACCCUGGACCCCUCGCGAUGAAGUAUGAUCACCAUUCCCAUGGACCGCCGCCUUUCGGCGGGCCUGGAGGCUAUGGCCCGCCCCCUCCUCCACCACCUCCUCCCUUCGGUGGCCCGCACGGACAGGGUCCUCCUCCCCCUCCUCCGCCACCACCGCCGCAUGGUUUCGAUGGCCCGCCUCCGCCGCCUCCGCCGCCUCCUUUCGAUGGUCCAGGUGGCCGCGGACCGCCCCCUCCUCCUCCUCCGCCUCACCACCACCAUGGCCCCCGCCCCGUCCAUGGCGUUCUGAUGGCUUUCGCCUCUUUGACUGGUCUGGCCUGUAUUUUCAGCUUCAUCCGCCGCAACUGCUGCACCCUGCGCCAGCGCACCGAACGCCGUGCUACUCGCGAGGAGCGUCGCACCGCCAGGCAAUACCGUCGCCUUGCUCGCCGCCACGCCUGGAAGAAGUGGUGGAACGGAAGCGAGGAUGACUGGGACCGCAGGGCCGAUUACGAAGAAAAGAGAGCCCUGAUUCUGGACCAGGAGGAUAGGCUCGAGGAGGCCAUGCAGGAGGAAAUCAGAAACCUGAGGACUGCUCAUGAGCUUGCUCAUGACAUUGUCCAGGCUGAGCAGGGAAGAGCUUCUCCGGCUUCCCCUGGCCCAUCGACUUGUCCUUGUGUCAAUGCUCACGCCCACACUCACGUCCAUGCUCACCCUCAGAUUCACCAAUACCCGGCUCCUCACAUGCAGCCGAUGCCUCAACCUCAUCACAUGGCCCACGGAAUGUACACUCCGCCCCCGCCGCACAACAUGUCCCGUACCAGCAGCCUUCCUUCGUACAAGUCGGACCUUGGAAGCGUGGACACGGAUGAUGCUCCUCCGGCAUACGAAGAGGAUGCUGACAGCAGCGACAUUGUCGUCGAUGGGUUCCGCGAGUACACUCCUUCCGUCACUACCGUCUUCACUCCUGAAAGCAGCAUUCCGGACGUCUCUCCGCGCCCGAGCUUCGACACCAUGAGGGAGCCCGUGGAGCCCGACACUGCCGAGUCUGCUGGUUUGGACCGUGACAGGAAGAACUAA